AUGUCUGGUGAAUCGCCGUCCGAGACAACUCCUCUGCUCCGUGAGAAUGCUACAAUAGAAGAUGGACCGUCACCUGCUGCUGCAGGCGACACAGCAGACCCUGGUGUGAUAUUGGCUGACGAGCCGGCAUUGAAGGAAUUGCUAAUUAUCCAGGGGAGCAUUUGGAUGGGAGUAUUUUUUGCCGCUUUAGAUGCUACAGUCGUUGCUACAAUUUCAGCGCCAAUAUCCUCCUCGUUCAACUCCUUGUCUUUACUAUCAUGGCUUGCAUCGGCCUACCUAAUAUCCAACGCUGCAUGCCAGCCUCUGAGUGGGAAAUUGACUGAUAUUUUCUCCCGUCGAACUGGCCUUGUAGUGUCAAAUAUACUGUUCGGAUUGGGAAAUCUCAUUUGUGGGCUUGCCAAAGAUGAGUGGGUGAUGAUCCUGGGUCGAGUAGUGGCCGGAAUGGGCGGGGGUGGCCUCACUGCCAUUGCAACAUUCGUUACCUCGGACCUUGUCCCGCUGCGAAGGCGAGGAUUGUGGCAGGGUAUUGGCAAUGUCUGCUAUGGCGCCGGCGGUGGCAUCGGUGGCAUUUUCGGUGGCUGGAUUAAUGACACUUGGGGUUGGCGAUGGGCCUUCCUAGCCCAGAUACCUUUCAUCGUGGUAUCUACGGUGUUAGUCUGGUCGAGGGUGAAAAUCCCAGUCAAAGAAACAGACGUCUCCCGCUGGAAAAGAAUCGAUUUCCUGGGAGCAGGGACUUUGGUUUUGACCUUAGUCCUCUUUUUGUACGGCAUCAAUACCGGAGGCAACCAGUUACCGUGGACCCACCCGUUGGUUUUGGUGUCGCUGGCUUUAUCUGGAGUGCUUCUGGUAGUUUUCAUCUACAUUGAAGAAAAGGUCGCCUCCGAACCCGUUAUCCCAGUUCGGUUACUCAUGGACCGAACCGUCCUUUCUGCCUGUUUAACAAAUUGGUUUUGCACAAUGAGCGUAUUUGCUAUGCUACUCUACGUGCCACUAUAUAUCCAGAUUCAAGGCUACUCUACCACCCAAGCUGGAGCUCGUCUCAUUGCUCAGGCAGUUGGGACAUCUGUUGGAUCUCUAGGACUUGGCUUUUUGAUGCGCUCCACUGGUCGAUAUCUAUUCCUAAGCUAUGCGUCUGUUGCAUCCCUUGUUGUUGGGUUCGCCUUAUUCACCACGUUUACCCUUCACACUCCCGCCUGGCCGCCUUUUUUAUACUUAUUCAUUGUUGGCAUAGGGUACGGUGGGGUCUUGACGGCAUCAUUGGUAGCUCUUAUUUCGGCCGUGGCACAUGUACACCAAGCCGUUGUCACAUCAGCGUCCUAUGCUUUUCGCAGUACAGGAAGCUCAAUUGGUAUCACAGUCGCUUCUUCUGUAUUCCAAAACAUUUUGAAGGCGGAGCUCUGGUCUAGGUUUGGUGACUGGGAUGACGCACAUCGCUUGAUUCCAAAAAUCCGGGAUAGUCUAGAUGAAAUCCAUCAUCUUCCUAAGGGCUGGUUACCCGGUGUUCUGGAUGCCUACAUGAAAGCUUUAAACGGCGUGUUUGUGACGAUCCUGGCUUUAGCACUCCUAGGGGCAAUAGUGAGUUUGGGUAUAAGAGAGCAUAAGCUGCAUGCAAACCUUGCUAGGAACCCUGGUAAUGAGUCUAGCUUUGGUGGAGAGAACCCUUCGAUAUUCCAAGGUAGCAGUGAGGUAAAUUCUGGACAGAUGAGCAUCCUGAACUCCCCGAACCGACAUCAACAUCGUGUUCUUUUAUCCACAAGAACCCCUUUCUCCGAUACUAUCAUGCGCUCGCUUCUCCGAGAUCCAGAUGUCGAACUUCGUUUAAUCGCAGACAAAGAAAUAAACAGUUCGAAUGGCACCCUAUCAAACCUCACAUACUACCCGGAUAUUCCCUCUGUUGGAGCAAACGGAAGCACAAGAGACUGGAUGAACAUCACGGCUGCAAGCCUUGCCGACUGGGCUGACGUUUUUAUUGUCGCUCCAAUCGAACCGGGAACUCUUGGUGCUAUGGUUUCUGGGCUCACCACUACGCUUACUUUGACCAUUCUCCGCGGCUGGGAUAUAUCCAAAACGAUAUUGGUAGUUCCUAAAAUGAUGAUUCUUGAAUGGAAAUCCCCCCUGACUGCACGGCAACUAAAGUCUAUCGGUACAUUAUGGCCUUGGGUAAAGAUACUUCCUCCUGUCUUGUCAAAGUUCGAUCCUCCUAAUUUUCUCGUGGAACUGCCCUGGGAGGGACGCGAAAUGUUCUAUGAAGAGAUUCGAAAGGGACUUGGUUGGCCAUUUGAUGUAAACGGGGGUGGGAAUCAUAGAGCCAUCGUGGCAGAUGUUUCCAACAACCCCCAGAUUUGUGACAUUGAGAUGAACUCUACAGACUCGUCAGCCACUCUAUCGAGGGCCAGUACUCCCCGCAGAAAUUCAAAUUACCCAGCUCUUCCCCCCGAGCUGUUGAGUAUGAUAUUUGAAGCCCUUGAUGAUUGGGAGACAUCAGUCGCAGUUGGAGUAUACACAAGAAUUCCAAUGCCAGAACAUUGGAAGCCUUUCACUCCAAAGACGGAAGCCUCAUUGAACUCCUUUUCUCUUGAAUACAGCGUCCUUCGAAGGCCGUUACACGAAAUAACGCAUCUACUUUCAUGUACACCUCUUAGGAAGCCAGUUUCCAAUCUCACAGCUCAUUUAAUCCUAAAAUUCUCUAGAACAGAUAUCCUUGAUUUCAUUUGUAAAUCUCGAGCGGAUUUAUUCUGGUCAACGCCACAACUUUCAAGCCUCCCGCUCCGUGCUUCGGCUAUAUACGGCAACAUAGCUCUGCUAGAGUGGUGGAAAAAUUGUCCCGAGUUACCGACGAAUGACGACCUUCCUGACGCCGUCGAUGGGGCGUCGCGCGCUGGUUUCGUGCAUGUCUUGGAGUGGUGGCAUAAAUCAGGACUAUCCUUUCGAUAUAGCGAACGCUCCCUUGAAUCGGCCUCCGCGGAAGGCCAAAUCGCGGUGUUGGAUUGGUGGAAAAGGGUGUCUGAGUCCUGGAAGGACUAUGACACAUUGCCACUGAAAAUAGGGAAAUCAGUGCUUUUAGCGGCACAGUCAGGCAAAACAGCCUCACUUGCUUGGUGGGAUAGAUCAGGUAUCCCAUAUACACAUGGAGAAUCCGUCGCACGGAUUGCAAGCACGCACGGCCAUGUUCCUGUUUUGGAGCUUUGGUACAGCUUGAAAGGGUCAAAGAUUAUUUUCGACAAUCAAGUUCUUGUUGGCGCUACAAAGAACGGCCACGUGGAUGUACUCGAAUGGUGGCGCCGUAGUGGGCUUCGAGUCGAGUUUAAGACCUGUGAUAUUGAAGAAGCUCUGGAAGACGCGGUGUCUGGAGCUGAAGAGCGUGUUCGAAGUUGGUGGCAACGCAACGGGCUAAAUCUUGGUGUAGGACCAAGUGAAUGGAUGAAAGUGAAGGUGCUGUGA
Messenger RNA from Ophidiomyces ophidiicola, 3441 nucleotides. RefSeq lists its product as uncharacterized. The coding region runs from base 1 to 3441 and encodes 1146 amino acids. The transcript is spliced from 3 exons. The record is from RefSeq and is a predicted model, not a curated record. Gene Ontology annotation, biological process: transmembrane transport; basic amino acid transport. NCBI's taxonomy places the organism in Eukaryota, Fungi, Ascomycota, Eurotiomycetes, Onygenales, Onygenaceae. Gene Ontology annotation, cellular component: fungal-type vacuole membrane. Gene Ontology annotation, molecular function: basic amino acid transmembrane transporter activity; catalytic activity.